AUGCAACCGAAAGUUAAACUUACCCCACGUAAGAUCGGUAUUCAGGGACCUUCAAUCCGCAAAAGAGAGUCCACAAAGCGACCAGAGUUUACUGAAGACGAGAAAGCUGAACUGAAACGUCUCAGCACGAUGCUGCCGCCUCGAGCCGCUAAAGAGCAGGACCCCGCGCAACUCGUUCUCAAUGCCGCCAACUAUAUCCAACAGCUGGUGGCCACCGUCCGAGCUCGUGUCCAUAACGGCACUCUUCCCAUCGAGGCUCUCGCGGUCCUACCAGCCGGCUCUGCAGUUCCUUCGUCUCGAGUGAGCAGGAAGAAGAGACGAUCCAUUGAAAAGCAACGAUAA
Messenger RNA from Cooperia oncophora, 342 nucleotides. NCBI's taxonomy places the organism in Eukaryota, Metazoa, Nematoda, Chromadorea, Rhabditida, Trichostrongylidae. The record is from the annotation of a GenBank genome assembly.